Sinocyclocheilus grahami is the source of this 725-nucleotide messenger RNA. RefSeq names its product gap junction beta-1 protein-like. The transcript has 2 exons. NCBI's taxonomy places the organism in Eukaryota, Metazoa, Chordata, Actinopteri, Cypriniformes, Cyprinidae. Gene Ontology annotation, biological process: cell-cell signaling. Gene Ontology annotation, cellular component: connexin complex. The coding region runs from base 1 to 699 and encodes 232 amino acids. Gene Ontology annotation, molecular function: gap junction channel activity. The record is from RefSeq and is a predicted model, not a curated record.
AUGGCUUGCUCAGAGUCGGGCUUCACCUGCAACACCCAGCAGCCCGGCUGCAACAGCGUGUGCUACGACCAGUUCUUCCCCAUCUCCCACAUCCGCCUCUGGGCUCUGCAGCUCAUCCUGGUGUCCACGCCGGCCCUGCUGGUGGCCAUGCACAUCGCUCACCGCCGGCACAUCGAGAAGAAGAUCCUCAAGAUCUCCGGCCGAGGGAGCGCCAAGGACUUCGAGAACAUCAAGAGCCAGAAAUUCAAGAUCACGGGUGCUCUGUGGUGGACUUACAUGAUCAGCAUCAUCUUCCGCAUCGUUUUCGAGAUGGUUUUCUUGUACAUUUUUUACUUGAUCUAUCCGGACAUCAAGAUGGUGCGUCUUGUGAAGUGUGACUCUUACCCCUGUCCCAAUACAGUGGACUGUUUCGUGUCGCGUCCCACAGAGAAGACCGUCUUCACUGUCUUCAUGCUGGCCGUGUCUGGAGUCUGUGUCUUGCUGAACAUUGCAGAGGUUGUGUAUUUAAUAGGUCGGGCGUGUAUGAAAUAUUUUCAAGGAGCAGUAGGUGAACCCAAAGCACCUUGGCUCACUCAAAAACUGGCAACCUACAAGCAGAACGAAAUAAAUCAGCUGAUCUCAGAGCAUUCGUUCAAGCCGAGAUUCAACGUUGGGCGAAAGCCUCCCGCGGAUAAGAGCGAACGCUGCUCUGCUUUCUAGACAGAGGUUUCUACCAACUAUCAGUC